AUGGAUGCUGUAAACGAAACAAGAAUCACUGAAUUUGUCUUUUUGGGACUCACUGAUAACUGGGCACUGGAGAUACUAUUUUUCAUGGCAUUCUCAGUUACAUACAUGCUAACCCUUUUGGGGAACAUUCUCAUUGUGGUUACCACAGUCUUUACUCCACGUCUCCACACCCCCAUGUAUUUCUUCCUGAGCAACCUAUCCUUCAUUGACAUUUGCCACUCAUCUGUCACUGUGCCCAAGAUGCUGGAGGGCUUGCUUUUAGUAAGAAAGACCAUUUCCUUUGACAACUGCAUUGCACAGCUCUUCUUCCUCCAUCUGUUUGCCUGUGCUGAGAUCUUCCUGCUGACUAUUAUGGCCUAUGAUCGUUAUGUGGCCAUCUGUGCUCCUUUACACUACACCAGUGUGAUGAACAUGAGGGUCUGUGUUCAACUUGUCUUUGCUCUCUGGUUGGGAGGUACUGCUCACUCACUGGUGCAGACCUUCUUGACCAUUCGUCUGCCUUACUGUGGCCCCAACGUUAUUGACAGCUACUUCUGUGACGUGCCUCCUGUCAUCAAGCUGGCCUGCACAGAUACAUACCUCACUGGAAUGCUGAUUGUAUCCAAUAGUGGAACCAUCUCCCUCACCUGUUUCCUGGCUCUGGUCGCCUCCUACAUGGUCAUCCUGGUUUCUCUUAGAAAACAGUCAGUGGAAGGUCGCCAGAAAGCCCUGUCCACCUGCUCAGCCCACUUCAUGGUGGUUGCUCUCUUCUUUGGGCCAUGUAUCUUCAUCUACACCCGGCCAGACACCAGCUUCUCCAUUGACAAGGUGGUAUCUGUCUUCUACACCAUCGUUACCCCUUUGCUGAAUCCCCUCAUUUACACCUUCAGGAAUGAGGAGGUAAAAAGUGCCAUGAAGCAUCUCAGAGAGAAACAAGUAUUUUUCAUGAAAUCAUGUACAUAA
Manis pentadactyla (Chinese pangolin) is the source of this 942-nucleotide messenger RNA. RefSeq names its product olfactory receptor 1509. The record is from RefSeq and is a predicted model, not a curated record. The transcript has a single exon. Gene Ontology annotation, cellular component: membrane. Gene Ontology annotation, biological process: G protein-coupled receptor signaling pathway. NCBI's taxonomy places the organism in Eukaryota, Metazoa, Chordata, Mammalia, Pholidota, Manidae. The coding region runs from base 1 to 942 and encodes 313 amino acids. Gene Ontology annotation, molecular function: G protein-coupled receptor activity; olfactory receptor activity.